Acanthosepion pharaonis is the source of this 855-nucleotide messenger RNA. The record is from the annotation of a GenBank genome assembly. NCBI's taxonomy places the organism in Eukaryota, Metazoa, Mollusca, Cephalopoda, Sepiida, Sepiidae.
AUGCGGGGAGUGUCGAUCAUGCGCAAGACCAUUCUGAUCUCCGGCCGCGGCCGUUGCCGCCAUUCCGACCAUCGGCGCCGUGGCGGCCGAAGGCGAGCAGCGUUUCGUUCACGAAGGCCAGACCUAUGUCUACACUCGCUCGGUCGAGAGCGGCCAUCCGGUAAUCGAGGGCCACCGCUAUCCCGGCGGCGAGCCGUUCCGCUUCAUCGUGCGCGGCCACCGUGUGACCGGCUAUACCGGCACCACACCGGUAUCGUUCAGCACCGACGAAGCCAAGGGCGCGCUGGGCGCGGGCAUCGAGACCAGCGCUCGCUGAUCCCCCCCUUGUUUGCAAAGGAUUGGCCCAUCCCAAUUUGGGGUGGGCCAAUCCGUGCGGCUUUCGCCGAGCCGGUUCACCAGCGUGGUUUGACCGCACUCCAUUCCAAGAAGGCCGGACAAGACGAGACCCGGCAUGACCGUCACCGCGUGAUUUCGCUCGAAGCGAUUGCCCCGAUCCACCUACAGCAUCGCUCAAAUAGCGCACGAGCGGGUCCGCCUGACGGCGGUCACGAUGGGCCAUCCACCAUAAAAAAGGCACACCGCCAAACACGAUCGCAGCAAGCAGCAGCGGAUCGCCAAAACCCGUAUCUUCUUUGCGGAUCGCCCCAGCAGAGCGGAGAUGCCCAUAAACGCCCACAGUGUUAUAAAGGCGAUGCCAUUAAGGUCGGAACCAGCCCGGCCGCGCAGCCGCGUUUGAUCGCCUUCCUGCGAGAUGAUGCCGAACACCAUCGGCCCAGAUCGAUUGACCAUCGAGAACCAAAGGCAAAACAGAGGCCCCACCACCCAACCCCGCGCGCCGUUCCGGGGUUCGAAUAA